CACUGACUCCCAAGUGUGAGUAGCUCCAGCACCCAUGAGUCAUCCUUGGUCGGGGACCCACAAACGCCGGCUGUGUCAUUCCCAUCCUGGUCUCUCUCCCAGCGGCUUCCUCCUGCCUUGUCCGUGCUUCUUGUCUGUCGUCAGCGGCCAGCACCGUGCGCGUUCUAAAGAGAGGGUCCCAAGAGCCGAUGAAGAGGACGCGGGACCCCUGAGGCCUCCUGUCCCGCUGGCCAUGCUCACCUCGACAUUCCCCCUCUCGGUGCCCCAGAUGCUCCGGACCAUCCUCCUGACCGCCUCCCUGAGUGCUCAGAAUGGAAGAGCCGGGGACCUUCCCUGCAGAGCCGGAUGUGCACACCUGGCCCAGAACCCCGGGGACGGUGAGGCGGCUGCAGGCCUGGCCGAGACUCAGCAACACUCACAAUGGGACAACCCCAUCUGCACCGAAGGAGUGGUUUCUGUGUCCAGAGGGGAGCGUGCUGUGAUGGCCUGCAACAUCUCCAACCCCUUCCUCAGCGUGGCCAUCUACCUGAGCUCCCAUGGGAAGAGCUUCGAGCCUGUCUUCAGCAUGCGGCCCCCAGGAUGCUUCUGCCAGGGAGGGUGGCGGCUCCAGGUUCAGGGAAGCAUGGCACAGCUGGUGAUCGAUGAUGUGAACCACACCCAGGCAGGGUGCUACAGGUGGUAUCUGCAAGGUCUGCAGAGAAAUAUCAGAGUCACCACACUGAACGUUUCAGGGGCAGAGUCCCAAGACCUGAAGGUGAGAGGAAGCCCGCUCUUCACACAGGCCCGCAAGGCAGAGUUCCCCUGCCCUCCCCCCGCCGGAAGUGCUCAGGGCCCCAGACGAGAUGCCUCUGAGCUGGAAGAUGGAGGGCCUACGAGGAGGGUGAUAAACAGGCCUGAAACCCAGAACCGACUCCCGGAGUCCUGCCCCACUCUGAGGCCACCAGCACCCGUACUCACCCCCCAGGAGUGGAGCCCGGUGUGUCCCACCUCCAUCUGGUUGACAGAUGCCCAGGAACCACGCAGCGGUGGCAGACAGAAGCAGGCCCCUGUCCCUGCCUGCUGGCACCGGAGACCUGCUCAGCCCUUCAGCCCAAGGAGCGAGCUCUCUGCCCACCCCGGGGGGCGGGGGGGCAGGGGGGAGGACGGAACGCAGGCUGGCAGCCGCUUCUCCUCCAGCCCCCCACCGCCACCCCCACCCCAGGCCAGUGGCUGGCUCCUCCCCACCUCAGCCUUCCGCAGGUGUCUCAGCUCCCCGACUCCCCCCCAGCAGACUCUGUGGUCAAAAAUGGGAAAACCUCAGGGGCGCCUGGAUGGCUCAGUCAGUGACUCCGUGGUUAAGCAUCUACCUUCGGCUCAGGUCAUGAUCCCAGGGUCCUGGGAUUGCGCCCUGCUCAGCGGGGAGUCGGCUUGUCCCUCUCCCUCUGCCUCUCCCCUGGCGUAUGCCCUCUCUCUUCCUCCCUCUCUCUCUCUCAAAUAAAAAAAUAAAAAAUCUUAAAAAAAUAAAGGAGGGGAGAGGGGAUCUCAACUUCCGAAACAUUUGAUCUCAAAGAACCUCUCCCUUCUCUGCCCCAUCAGGACCGGGGGUCUGGGCUUCCAGCCUCAGGUGCAGAAGGCACACACUGCUGUGCCCUUGGAGAUGCCCCAGCGUGGGUCUGAAGCUGAUCUUGGGCACAAUCCUAUCUUUGCACUGGGCAAGAACAAGUUUGGGAAUCCCUCCAGCCAGCAGUCCUGGAGUCAAGCUGCAGCGGAUGGAGGCCUGGGGUGGAGCGCGGCCCGACCCCCACCACGAGCGGGCGCGGUACCAGAGCCCCUCCGGUAGGCAGGCGGACAGGCGGCGCCUGGCAGUCAGGUGUCCACACAACCCCCCCACCCCCGACCUCCCCAGGGCUCCCCUCCCCCACCUGCCCGCCUGCCGGCCCUUCCCGUCCCAAACCUGCU
Molecule: messenger RNA, 1938 nt
Organism: Zalophus californianus (California sea lion)
Lineage: Eukaryota; Metazoa; Chordata; Mammalia; Carnivora; Otariidae
Gene: SECTM1
Product: secreted and transmembrane 1
Exons: 8
Coding region: 35-1477 (480 amino acids)
Biological process (GO): immune response
Molecular function (GO): cytokine activity
Source: RefSeq, a predicted model, not a curated record